AUGCUGGUUGCAACGAAUAUUGGAACCACAUUCCAACUCCGUGAUAAGAUUGCAACGAUAACGAUACGUGAUAACGGGCUACCAAAAUUACGUGUUUCUGUUAUUCUUGUUAUUGUAGGGUUUAUUGGUAUUGUAGUGUUCCUAGUAGUUUGUAUAACCACUAGACAAGCCCUUCAGUUCAACUUGACAGAAUGGCCACUGGUUCCCACCAGUCCCAAUGUGUCGCCACAGGCCCACCACGAUUUCUUCCCUUUCCCCCUCGCCAAGAGGCCCCACUUCAUCGUCAGGCCUUUCCUCGCUCAAUCCCGGUCCUUUGACCACCACAUCCGCGCUUCUCCCUCAACUAUUCUUUGGAUCGGACCAAAGUUGAGCUCGAUCUGCAACAGUUUAAAGGUCCCAAAGAGACGAGAGGUUUGCGUGCCCACAUUCUGGAGAUAUCUUCUGUUUUCUGUUUUCAGGAGCAAGUACCUUAGACGAGAGGUUUGCGUGUCUGUGUUCUGGAGAUAUCUUCCAUUUUCUGUUUUGGGGAGCAAGUACCUUAGGUCCCAAAGAGACGAGAGGUUUGCGUGUCUGCGUUCUGGAGAUAUGUUACAUUUUCUGUUUUGGGGAUGUAGUUUGAAGGUCCCAAAGAGACGAGAGGUUUGCGUGUCCGCAUUCCAGAGAUAUAUUACAUUUUCUGUUUUGGGGCAAUUCUUAGCUAUUUUCUAUGAUCUUAGACAAAAGCCAAUUUUAUUUGUUUCAAAUGAGCUACCGGCUCAAGCAGUAGCCAAGCAAGAUCAAUCAGCUCGGCUCGGCUCGGCUUUAAUUUCAGCUCGGCUGUGGCUUGAACCAGCUAAAAGCCAAAGCCAUGGCAACACUAUUCCCACAAGAGGAGUAAGAGCAGUUAAUGCUCUCCUAGAUUUUUUAUAUUUGGCUCAAUACAAAACUCAUGACAACAUUACCCUAGGUUAUAUGCAAGAUGCUCUGGAUCACUUUCACGAUGACCGAGACUACUUUAUUCAGGUGGAAAUAUGA
Molecule: messenger RNA, 1014 nt
Organism: Laccaria bicolor S238N-H82
Lineage: Eukaryota; Fungi; Basidiomycota; Agaricomycetes; Agaricales; Hydnangiaceae
Exons: 12
Coding region: 1-1014 (337 amino acids)
Source: RefSeq, a predicted model, not a curated record